This is a messenger RNA of Fomitopsis serialis, 3231 nucleotides long. RefSeq lists its product as uncharacterized. Gene Ontology annotation, molecular function: ubiquitin binding. The coding region runs from base 1 to 3231 and encodes 1076 amino acids. The transcript has 11 exons. The record is from RefSeq and is a predicted model, not a curated record. Gene Ontology annotation, biological process: protein deubiquitination; double-strand break repair via homologous recombination. NCBI's taxonomy places the organism in Eukaryota, Fungi, Basidiomycota, Agaricomycetes, Polyporales, Fomitopsidaceae.
AUGACCAACUGGGCAGACGACAUCAUCGAGGAAGAGGACGAUGGCGAGGAACUGCCCAGUGACGGGGACGUUCUGGGCGAGGUUACCGGCCGCGCGCGGAGAAGGCCCAGCGUCAUUCAGGAUGCAAUCCCAGAGGAGGAGCAGUGGGAGGCUAACGAGGAGGUCCUGGAGGCACAGAAGCUUCACUCGGACUGGGUCAAUGACAUCCUCCUGUGUAACAUGAACCAGACCUUGGUUUCCGCAUCCUCCGAUGGCACUGUGCGUGCCUGGAAUCCGCAUGCAACCGACAACACCGAGCCCACGACAAUAGGUAUGCACGAAGACUAUGUCCGAUGUUUGGCACAGAGCCGUGUGCAACAUUGGGUUGCGUCUGGCUCCUUCGACCGUACCAUCAAGCUCUGGGACCUAGGCAGCGAGAGCUCUCCGACAUCUCCUCUGGUUACUCUAUCCGCUCCCGAGUCGUCUGGCCCGAAGGCGUCCAUAUAUGCGAUGACUACAGACUCCUACGGCUCCAUAAUCGCGUCGGGGUCCCCAGAACGCGUUAUCCGGAUGUGGGACCCGCGUUCGGGCAAACGUGUCGGAAAGUUGGUCGGGCAUACAGAUAACAUACGAGCCAUGCUGCUCUCAGAGGAUGCGAAAUAUCUUCUCACAGGAUCCGCAGACGCUUCCGUCAAACUCUGGUCCUUGUCAUCUCAGCGAUGUCUGCAUACAUUCACACACCACACAGAGUCGGUUUGGUCCCUCUUCUCGCAACACCCGUCGCUGGAGAUAUUCUACUCUGGCGACCGCUCGGGCCUCGUCUGCAAAGUGGAUGUCGAAGGCUGCACCGACGUGUCCGAAGGUGAAUGUGUUGUCGUUUGUCAGGACACGAGCGACCGCACCUAUGGCGGUAACGCGCCCGAGGGUGUGAACAGUAUCGUGGCGAUGGACGAUAGCUUCCUCUGGACAGCAUCCGGCAGUUCUAGCUUCCACCGCUGGAAGGUUCCACCACGGAGAGCAGUCAGGGCCGCUGCGCUCAGUUCCCAGAAGAGCCACCGAACAUCCCUCUCGCCCUCCCUCUCACCUUCCCUCUCACCCUCUCUCCUGUCCGCAAACUCGGCUGCCCCACAGGAGCUCGACCCGUAUGGCGAGCGCGAAGGUGAAGAGACGUGGUACGGGAUCCCGUUCGAGAGCCUGGUGAAGCUCACGUCGCCGCACGACGCCUUCGCGGGCUUCAACACGCACGGGUCGUUCGCGCGGAACCACGACCCAGAGAUCGCGACGCUCUACUCCGCGGCGUCGAUCAUGAGCAUGCCCCGCCUCUCACGGCCGUUGCCCACCGCGCUGGCCAGUGCGAUACAUCAGCGCAGCAACAGCCCCUUCCUCAGCUCCCGCACACGCCUUGAGGACGCGCAAACACUACAUCCGGGCACGCGUGCACACGCAGCUUUCGAGGAGCGUGAGGUGGCCGCGGACGCCGUUCCGUACAACCACGAGCCCAACGAGGUCGUCCAGGGCGAGCACGGGCUCGUGCGUUGCGCGAUGCUGAAUGACCGCUUGCACGUGCUGACGGUAGAUACUGCGGGGGAGGUCGCGGUGUGGGACGUGAUUCGUGGGGUGUGCAGGGGCCGUUUCAUGAGCGAGGACGUCGCGGCGGCGAGCGUGGGUAGUAGUGCUGCGAGCGUGAGUGUGGAUGGGGACUCGGCGAGAGAAAGGAGUCCGAGGGAGGCGCUGGAGACGGUGAGGGAGAGGAUCGAGGGCGAGGCGGUCGUGCAGUCGUGGGCGACCACGGACACUAAGACGGGUGUGCUCACUGUGCAUUUGAAUGAGCGAUGUUUCGAGGCGGAGAUAUAUGCCGAUGAAGCAGGGUACACUCCCGACAGACGAUACGGAGAGGAGCAGAGGCUGAAUGUUGGCAAAUGGGUGUUGCGGAAUCUCUUUGCUGGAUUCAUACGAGAAGAACAGCGAGCGCACUCGCGUCGAAGCCGUGAGGCUGAGAACGCCAGUCGACUACAUCGUGGCACGGCACCGACUCAUAUCGAUAUCAAUGGUGGCUCCCCAGAGAGGCGGCGUCGAUCAAUAUCGGACGCCUCGCGAAAAUCCCAUGCGACAAUACAUAGUCCCAGAAGUACGAGUAUCGUUUCCUCGCCGAACAUGGUACCUGCCAUGUCACCAGCAAUCUCUGCGGCGCCGCGCACGCCGCUUCUGACCCCUCUGAUCCCGAUCAACACCAACCUGCGAGAUUGCUCUACGCUAUCGCCAAUCCCCCAGUCGCCCUCCGAUGCUACUCCCAUGCCUAUGCCCCCACGCUCACAUACCCUCGACAGCUCGACUAACUCCCCUUCUAGCGCAGACUACUUCUCGCUACGCACCCGCCGCGGAUCUCUGUCUACUGUAGGCACGACAACACCAGCGGACGAAGUCUCACCUUGGGGAAAGGAUACGGCUUUGCAGACUCCGACUACUCCCAGUGCGGGAGGCUUGAUGGGCCGUCUCAAGGCGUUUGGCAAAAGUACGAAGCGACAGGCCAGUGAAGUUGGAACAUCAACCCCUGGGGGUACGCUCAAAGGAACAAACUCCGUGACCACGCACGGGGCUGCGCCCAAGUCUCCUGCGCAAGUAUUGCUCUCGGGGCCCAUCAACCCCCCUCCUACGAGUGAUGCCCCGCCGCUCCCCAUCUCACCGCAAACAUCACUCAUCAUCUCAGAAGAAGCUGUGUCUGGAUGGACGACUAUCUACCGAGGACAAGUUGCCAGCGCUGCAAGUGAUACUCGUACUCUGGAGGAAAUCAUGCCGUUCUGGCUACUCGAGUAUUUACUCGCCAACAGGGCGCCAUCAGUCCCCGUGACGAAGAUCAGCUUUGUCCUCCUGCCUUUCCCUUCCAAAGAUCCUCGCGAGAUGUUGCCAGAGCUUCUCAAUACAGCCCAAUCGAAGCUGACGGCGAGCCGCUUCCUGCGUGUUCGGAAGCUCACGAACCAUGUACAAGACAAGCUCGACAAAAUGGCUGGCUCCCAUGGUCCGACAUCCCCUAGCACACCGCGUUCGUCCUUCGACACUCGUUCAUCCGCUAGCAGGCACCGUGAAGAGCACCGGACCCGUGCGGAGGAAUUGUACGAGAUUGUCUGCAACGACGUCGUCCUGCCGCUGGACAUGACCUUAGCUGCCGUGCGCCAGUUCGUGUGGCGACAGGCUGGCGAGCUCAGCAUGUACUACCGACGGAAGGCCAUCCAUCCGGGCCAUUCCCAUCAUUAA